CUAGCUAGUGUUGUCUUCGCAGGUCUACCGGGCGCAUAAAUACGAUUAUACGUUGAAAAUGCAGUGUUAGUGACUUGUAUGCACUUUGCCGACAUUGCAGAAGAGUAAGAGUAAACGCGUCUCGAUGUCAGAAAGAGAGCAUUUCCAGGAGGAGCACUGCAGGCGCGGACUUUGGUGUUUUCUAAUUAAAUGAUCCCCGAGGACCCUCGGCGAUUGUGCGCGUGCCGGAUGCAAUAGCGCCUCCAGUUCCUGGUGCAGCAUACAUGUAUAAAAGGACAAAACAGGACAUCAAGCAAAGCAUUUCAGGAUUGGAGAGCUUGGCCAAUAAGGCAACAUAAAUAUAUGUAUGUUUUUUAAAGGGGAAAAAAAAUGACACCCUUUCAUUUUUGUUGUCUUAUCUUUUUGUCUGAACAAACAGCGUUAAAGACACAGUGGCUUUUUGAACAGCUUUACAACUCGCUCUCUUAAAAGCAGCUUAUUUACAAUGAUUAUUUGUUGGACGUAUUGUGCCACCUUUUAUAAAGGCACAUGGUAUUUGGUUCUCUUUUAACACUGCGUAGGAGAAUGUCAUGUGCUGAACUAAUGAAAAAGUCACAUGAGGAUACAGUGGAUAAACUUGAGCAAAUUCCUAUAGUGAAGGAGUCCUGCACAAUCAUGGAAGACACAUGUAUGCCUACAGAAGACAACAGGCAGCAUGAUGAUCCAGUGGACAUUAAUAACAAGGACUCUUCUGAUCAUCCCGAAAUUCUGCAUACCACUCCGACAAAUUCCGUACCUGACUCUGCAGAAAUCCCGGUACUUAACGACAAGCUUCUGCAUGAUUCCAAUGAGAAAACAAAUGACGGCAACCACAAACAUGAUGAUUCUAAGGUGGACCUUCAGAGAUCUGAGCAAUCUAACCAAACAGCUGAUGAGAAUAAUGUCUCGAAUAGCUUAGCUUCUAUACCUGGACCACUUUCAGGGGAUGAGCAGGAGCACAAUGAUCAGCAGUGUGAUCAGAAACCUUCGACUGUAGUUGAAUCUCAUUCUGAAGAAAGCAAUGCAGUGAAUGCGGAUAAUCCACUCGAAAGAGACAGUUCCUCAUAUCGUGGCCGUCCACGCAAGGAGAAGCGUGUUAUUAAAUGUGAGUUCUGUGGACGCCCAUUCAAUCAUGCAUCAGCUUACAUAAUCCACCGGCGUGUCCACACAGGAGAGAAGCCUUUCAGUUGCCAGAUUUGUGGUAAAGCCUUUGCCCAACUCUCCAACCUUAGAUCACACACCAAGAUCCAUAAUGCACCUAAAAGUGUAACUUUGCAAAAUUCUAGCAUAUAUCAAAACAAAGCCAAUGUUCCCAAGAGUGUGACACCACCGAGAGAGAACCAAGUGAGUGUGACUCCAGUUUUUACAAAUGACUGCUCAGACAAAAGCACUGAGCCUCUCAACAGGAGCAGAAAACCCGUUGCCUGCUCUAUCUGUGGAAAGAUCUUUCCUUACAAAUCGGUGCUUAAAAUACACCUUCGGACUCACAGUGGUGAAAAACCCUACUCUUGCAGAGUGUGUGGCAAAGCAUUUACACAGGCGUGCACUGUUCGAGUCCAUGAAAGAGUACACUGGUCCGUCAAACCCUUCCUAUGUUCUAAAUGUGGGAAAGGAUUUUCACAGAUUGGGACACUGAAAGGUCAUACCUGCGAAGGGAAAAGGCAAACCCAUGCCACUUUAAAAGAUAUGGAAAUUGCUGGCGUUGUAACCUUCAGGUGUCACCUUUGUAAAAAGUGCUUUGGCACGAGAGAUGAGUAUGAUGUUCAUGUGCAAGCACACACAGAUAGUCACCGUUAUAGCUGUGAAAGGUGUGGUCAGAAAUACAGUCUUCGCUCUGAACUUGACACUCACACAAAACACUGUUUUGCAAUGUGGCUUGCAAAGUCAAAGCCUCAUAGUCAUUCUUCAGUCAAGGUAGAAACCAAAACCACAGAGCCUAAAACAGAUCAAGGCUCACCGGUUGCAAGUACAGGAUCCACACCCAUAAAAGUGCAGAAACCCAGCUUGGUCGAAUCUUGUAAACAGGAAUACCAGAAUAAGCAGAGAGAAGCACCACAGUCUGACUUUUUCCAGCCUCAGAAACCUAAGAAAUAUCCAUCUCUGCUGGCUUGCCCCCCUAGGGUAAUGGCCACCUCUGCUUAUGAUCCUCAAAGCAAUCUUAGCCAUUGUCAACCUUUUAAAGUGAGCUAUAUUGUAGCUUUGUUAAACAGCCUGGACCAGAAAUCAGACCCAAGGAAGUAUUUGUGUCCACGGUGCGGACGGCUUUUCAGGCAUGUCGGAAGACUGCGGGCCCAUAUGCUAAGUCAUGCUCGGGGUAAGAGCUUCACCUGUGGCCACUGCGGGAAAAACUUAGAAAACUGGAGCAACUUUUGGCGUCACCAGCGUGUGCACAAACAAAGACGAGGCCGCUUCUUUUGUCCAAAAUGUGGUCAGGGUUUUCGCUUUGCCAGUAUAUACAUGGAGCACCUGCAACAACAUCCAGAGCUUAAUGCAUAUUUCUGCCCCAUUUGUCCUCACACCUUUUCCAAUGCCACGAGUUUGAAGAACCAUCAACAGGAAUGGCAUCAGUCAAGCAUGCCUCAUUUAUGUGACAUCUGCGGCAAAGGUUUUUCAACAGCUAUAGUCCUAAAGCGGCAUCGAGUAACGCAUUGUUUUAAAAACUCACAGGUAGACAUGCCGUAUGUGGUUGAUGUGCAGCCGAUGAUGAAACCUUAUGAAUGCGGUAAGUGUGUUGCCAGUUUCAAAACCUUGGAUUUACUUUUCAAUCAUCAGCUAUGCCAUUCACCUAAAGGACUGAAUAACCAAAACAAUAACAGGCACGAACAACGGAAGAAGGGGCAAUACUAUCCACCUGACAAAAACAACCUCCACUUUGCCAUUUCUACAUCUCAUCAAAAUAAUUCGGAACCGUGUCAAGAUCUCAUUCAUGGACAUCACUUCACUUCCAUCCCUUCAGAUUCAGUUCAAACACAAACCCAGUUGGAAAUGGAUAUCGGUUAUGCACAAAAUAUGACUUUUCCAUUUUUCUCGUCGGAUUCUAAGCCAACGCAUUUAGGAACAAAAGAAAUAAAAAGCUCUAUGUGUGCUUACAUGAGUUCCGUGACAACUAAGGAAAUGCACAGUGGGUCUGCUCUGGAGUCCAAAUCAUUGCACAAAGCUGGGCAUCUUGCGUGCACAGACUGUGGUGCUUGUUUUGCCUUUCUUCCAGCUUUGCAUGAACAUUACUUGAAACAUGCCAGAGGAGAGAUAUAAAGAUGAUGCCAUUAUAAAUGUAUUCUCAUCAUACUUUUAGAGGACGUUUUUAAACAUUGACCAAGAGCGCUGCAUGGGAGAUUUUUCAAUCACUAUUCUAAGCUCUAAAAACAGUUUCUACUAGAUGUAGACGUGCACAACUUGUCAUGGUUUUAAUGUGAAUUUAAGAAAGGCAGACAUCAUUUUAUCGAAUGAUUGUAGGUAGCAUUGCCUGCAUUUGGAUGUUAAAAGUGAAAUAUCUCUUCUUUUAGGUCUGUUGAAGCUUUAAUUAUAGCACUUAACUACUUGUGUAGUUAAAAUGACAUGUGUCUUAAUGAUCAUGGACUGGAAUAUUUUUCAAAAAUUCCAGGUUAAAUAGUUUAGAUAACUGUUCAAAACUGCUGUACAUUUUUGUGAUUAAAAUUGGUUUGGAAAACAGA
Molecule: messenger RNA, 3689 nt
Organism: Clarias gariepinus (North African catfish)
Lineage: Eukaryota; Metazoa; Chordata; Actinopteri; Siluriformes; Clariidae
Product: zinc finger protein 234
Exons: 2
Coding region: 529-3270 (913 amino acids)
Source: RefSeq, a predicted model, not a curated record